CUCUACAUUUUAGUCUUUCCUUCGUAUUUUACUUCGUGUCGUCGUCGCUUUUGUGAACAAAAAAAUACGAGAAAAGUUGUAAAAGCAACGAGAUUUUGCUUCAGUAUUUUGAGCAAAAUUUCAAGAAAAUAGUGCAACACAUAGCUAGCAACUCACUGCAACUUAUUUUUUUGUACCCCCGUCGUAUACAAAAGCCGUCAAAAUUGAGUCGACAAAGAUUGACGAGACUUUUCCUUCCACAACUGCUAUGGAGGAUAAAGCAACAACAAAAGAUCUAGAUCAAUGGAUUGAGCAGUUGAACGAAUGCAAUCAAUUGACAGAAACACAAGUUCGCACCCUCUGCGAUAAGGCAAAGGAAAUUCUCUCGAAGGAAUCCAAUGUGCAGGAGGUGAAAUGCCCCGUCACAGUUUGCGGCGAUGUGCACGGCCAGUUUCACGAUUUGAUGGAACUGUUCCGGAUAGGCGGCAAGUCGCCCGAUACAAAUUAUUUGUUCAUGGGCGAUUAUGUUGAUCGUGGCUACUAUUCGGUGGAGACGGUCACGCUGCUGGUGUCGCUCAAAGUGCGCUAUCGGGAGCGCAUCACCAUCCUGCGUGGCAAUCACGAAUCCCGUCAGAUCACACAGGUCUAUGGGUUCUAUGAUGAGUGCCUGCGAAAGUAUGGCAACGCGAAUGUGUGGAAGUAUUUUACCGAUUUGUUCGACUACUUGCCGUUAACGGCGCUGGUGGACGGCCAAAUCUUUUGCCUACACGGAGGAUUGAGUCCUUCGAUUGAUAGCUUGGAUCAUAUACGUGCAUUGGAUCGCUUGCAGGAGGUGCCCCACGAGGGACCCAUGUGCGAUCUGCUGUGGUCCGAUCCUGAUGACAGGGGUGGCUGGGGCAUUUCCCCACGCGGAGCUGGCUACACCUUUGGACAGGAUAUAUCAGAAACGUUUAACAACACAAACGGCUUGACUUUGGUCUCGCGUGCACAUCAGCUGGUGAUGGAAGGCUACAACUGGUGUCAUGAUCGCAAUGUUGUCACAAUAUUCUCAGCGCCAAACUAUUGCUACAGAUGUGGUAAUCAAGCGGCUCUCAUGGAACUGGAUGAUUCACUUAAAUUUUCAUUCCUACAAUUUGACCCAGCACCGCGACGCGGAGAGCCCCACGUAACGCGAAGAACACCAGAUUAUUUCCUUUAAGCUGUUUGCUCUCGGCACACGUGCAGCUUAAACAUUUAUACACACACAUAUUACAUCGCAUUAUAACAACAACAGAAAAAAUAUAAACAAAACGCAAAACAGCAAAAAAAUACAUAAAAAAACAAAAAACAAUAACCUGUAACAAUUUCGAUGCAUUUUGUGUUGUACAAUUGAGAAGCAGCUGCAGUUGCCACAAAGAAAAAAACAAAACUAAACAAAAAACAGAAACAGAAAUAUGAAUGAAAAAAGAUAACAAAAUUCUUCUGCGCAAAAA
Molecule: messenger RNA, 1451 nt
Organism: Drosophila nasuta
Lineage: Eukaryota; Metazoa; Arthropoda; Insecta; Diptera; Drosophilidae
Gene: mts
Product: protein phosphatase 2 catalytic subunit mts
Exons: 4
Coding region: 248-1177 (309 amino acids)
Molecular function (GO): protein serine/threonine phosphatase activity
Source: RefSeq, a predicted model, not a curated record